AUGUCGGUCGUUUCGUCGCCCCCAUCCCCUAGCUCCACGGCAACAAAUCAGCGGGCGCCGGCUAGUCUGCUCAACUUUGAGGUGACUUUUCUCGACCUCGACCUCGACCUCGACCUCGACCUCGACCUCGACCUCGACCUCGACCUCGACCUCGACCUCGACCUCGACCUCGAACCCGACCCCGAUCUCGACCCCGACCCCGACCCCGACCUCGACCCCGACCUCGAACUCCCCCCUCCCCGAGCCCUCGACGGCGUUCGGGUCUGCGACGGUGCGAAAGACAAUACCCAAUCGUUCGACAACUGUAUCCCCGGCUCCCACAUCGCCAAACCCGUGGGACAGGACACCGAACAGAGUCCGGCGCGAACCCCUUCCUCUCCUCGCUCUGCCUCCAGCCAGUGCUCGCCUUCUUCCAAAGGACAAUCCGCAGCCCAGUCGAGAGCUGCGAAGCGCAUAUCGCCGCCUCUGAUGAACGGUUUAAUGGGGACCGUGCCGCAGUCCGUCAUGUUCGUACGAGCGCUGUACGACUACGAGGCUGACGACCGGACGAGCUUGAGCUUCCACGAAGGAGAUCUCAUCCAGGUCAUCACCCAGCUGGAAAGCGGCUGGUGGGAUGGCGUCAUCAACGGGGUACGAGGCUGGUUUCCUAGCAAUUACUGCCAGGUGAUUACGAGUCCGGAAGACGCGCAGGAAUGCAAGCAGAACGGUACCGCGGGAGAGCUGGAGGACGACAAUGGAGAGGAGAGAGAAGGGUCUGCCGAGGAGUCCGAGGACCAGUAUGAAGAGGAAUCUGCCGAGUCAGAAAGAGACGAGGUGACACGGCUUCCCGCGAGCAACGAUGAACGGACAAGAGCCGAUUUCUGGAUACCGCAAGCUACUCCGGAUGGUAGGCUGUUUUAUUUCAACACGGAGACGGGGGAGAGUAGUAUGGAGCUUCCUCUGGAAUCGCCGUCUUCAGCCACGGAGAAUGGACCUCGCGACCGGAUGAAUGUCAACAUUCCUGAGAAGACGCGACCACCACCCGAGCUGAUGGCAAGAGGAUACAUGCAGGAUGAGGAAGAUGAGUCGGAUGGGAAUUCUGCUUCGGAACUUGAGGGAGAAAGCCUGAUGCUCGCAGCCGAAAGCUCCUACUUCCCUGGAAAACGGCAGUCCCUCGAAUCGCAGGGGAUCUCUCCUGCACCCUCGAUGGACUCAAUGAAUGCCUCAUCCGUCUCGCAGCCGCGAACUGGGGACUCCUUCGUAAAUCCCAAUUUGUCCAUCAUCACCGCAAUGCCAAUCAUGGGUCCCUCUACCACCUCCUUCACGAACCCGUCUCUCAACUCCUCGAAUCAUCCCCAUCCCGCGACCUUACCCCGAUCUUUCUUCACCGACGGCUCAGCUGCACCAUUAACUUGGAACAGAAUAGUAGCUAGCAUGAAGAAGGCGGUGGACCGGUACCGGGAAGCAAUCAACCAAAACUAUCGGUCGGAAUUUGUGCGCCGAGCGGAGGAUAUAUCGGAUCAUCUGCGCCUCCUUCUUGCGGCUGGAUCCGGUACAACAGAUAAUCACUCUGGCCAGCCAUCCAUCAUAUCCACCAACAAAGCCUUGUAUCCUCAUUUUCGGGACAUGAUGUCAAAGUUCUCGAAGCUGGUCAUCUCUUCACAUAUUGCUGCGGCAGAUUGGCCAAAUGCGGAGUCGUAUCUGAAGUGUCUGCAGGAGGCAGAUGGCGUUUUGCAGGGUGUCUUCAGCUACGUCGAGGUUGCCCGACAACAAAGAGGAGAAGACAUCCCAAGGUUACUGCCAGGCUUCGUGAUCGGAAGUACGACUGGUGGGAGCUGGCAAAACAACGGCCUCAGCUGUCGAGAUCCAUUGACUUCAAAUUUUAUGGAUGAAGACGAGGGACCGGCUGAGCCUUCCGCUCCCUUGAAUGCUGAUUCGAUGGAGCGUCUUGAUGAUCUUAAGCGAUCGCUGACCUUGAGUAUACGGAAAUUGGAAGAGCAGCUUGUGGUCACGGAGAAGAUUAUCACUCCGUACACACACGAACUCAUCGGUGACAAUAUUUGCAUAACGGCCAAAAAAGUUUUGGAUGUAUUCAAGCCAUGGAUCUCAACCGUUGAAUCUAUCAACCUCUCGUCUCUAGCCAGCAGCGUCCAAAACCCUUCGCUGAUCGACUUUUCACAGCAAAAGCAGAGCUUGUAUGACAAUACCUCGGACCUCAUUCUAGCGUGUCAAGCAGUUGCGGGGCCGUUGGGAGAUGAGUGGGCUGAGGUCCGCGGCGAAUCACUCGAAUCUAGACUCAAUUAUGUGAGGCUGUGUGCGAAGCAGCUGGAAGUCAAUGCAUCCCAUAUUUGCUUUUCGUUACAACUACUUGGAGAACAAGUACAGCUCGUUUCUCCUCAAGACCAAGAAGCACCACCUCCACCCCCGAGAGAUGACUUGAGGACAGGCGAGACGCCACGAAGAGUUGAAAGCAUGUCGUUUGAGCGCUCGCAUCACCGUACCGAUUCCCGCGUUACCCUGUUGAGGCCAGGGCUAGCUGGGAUCGCUCAAUCUCACUCUUAUUCGGUAGGGGACACCACUCCGACCUAUCGCAAUGGAGAAAACUCGAAAGUCAGGAAAUUCUUUGGAGAAGAACCCGGGCGUGAUCCUGGCCAGCCGCAGCAGGACGAAACCCCUGAUUGCCUCAAACUGGACCACGAAGACGAUAUAUCCUAUGAUACGAAGACCACACCUCCGCAGCUGAAGGGCGGUACCCUCCUUGCACUUGUUGAGCAACUGACUCGUCACGACAAGCUGGAAUCCAGUUUCAACAACACCUUUUUGUUGACAUAUAGGUCUUUUACCACCGCUCGGGAACUUUUCGAGAUGCUGGUCAAGCGGUUCCAGAUCCAACCACCCGAUGGUUUGAUACAGUCGGACUACGAAAUCUGGAGAGACCGUAAACAAAAACCCAUCAGAUUUCGGGUCGUGAAUAUCCUCAAGAGUUGGUUUGACAAUUUCUGGAUGGAGGACCAGAGCGACGAGACCAAGGCACUUAUUCGCGAUGUCUACACAUUUGCGAGAGACACCGUCAAGACAACAGAGACACCUGGAUCGGGUCCUCUAAUGGCGGUUCUGGAGCAGCGAUUGCGUGGGCAAGAUACAACGGCCAAACGUCUUGUUCUGACAUUGAACCAAUCGACACCUCAGCCUAUCAUGCCCAAGCACAUGAAGAAGCUCAAGUUCUUGGACAUAGAUGUCACUGAGUUUGCUCGCCAACUUACCAUUGUCGAGUCAAAGCUCUACGGUAAAAUUAAGCCCACGGAAUGUCUGAACAAGACUUGGCAGAAGAAGGUUGGCGAAAACGACCCAGAGCCAGCGCCAAAUGUCAAGGCUCUCAUCUUACAUUCGAACCAGUUGACCAACUGGGUAGCCGAAAUGAUUCUCACUCAGCUGGAUGUGAAGAAACGUGUUGUGGUCAUCAAGCACUUCGUUCUCGUAGCCGAUAAAUGUCGGCUACUGAACAACUUCUCCACACUGACCUCCAUCAUCUCUGCCCUCGGCACAGCACCCAUCCAUCGAUUGAAGCGAACAUGGGACCAAGUACCAGCCAAAACGUUGGCUAUCCUGGAGACGAUGCGCAAAUUGAUGGGCAGCACCAAGAACUUUGGGGAAUACAGAGAGAGCUUGCAUCUUGCCAACCCGCCUUGUAUUCCGUUUUUCGGUGUUUACCUCACCGACCUAACCUUCAUCGAAGACGGUAUUCCCUCCAUCAUCAAAAAAUCCACCCUGAUUAACUUCGCCAAACGCGCCAAGACGGCAGAAGUCAUCCGCGACAUCCAGCAAUACCAGAAUGUGCCCUACCCUUUGCAAUCAGUUACCGAGCUCCAGGAUUACAUCUUGACCAAUAUGCAAGCAGCGGGCGACGUGCACGAGAUGUACGAGAAGAGUUUGGCAGUUGAGCCAAGGGAAAGAGAAGACGAGAAGAUUGUCAGGGUUCUAGCUGAGUCUGGCUUUCUCUGA
Drepanopeziza brunnea f. sp. 'multigermtubi' MB_m1 is the source of this 3981-nucleotide messenger RNA. RefSeq lists its product as uncharacterized. Gene Ontology annotation, biological process: positive regulation of GTPase activity; Ras protein signal transduction. Gene Ontology annotation, molecular function: guanyl-nucleotide exchange factor activity; protein binding. The record is from RefSeq and is a predicted model, not a curated record. Gene Ontology annotation, cellular component: plasma membrane. NCBI's taxonomy places the organism in Eukaryota, Fungi, Ascomycota, Leotiomycetes, Helotiales, Drepanopezizaceae.